UCGGCCAUUGUGUGUAUGUGUGUGGGUGGGUGGGUGUAUGUGCGGAGGUCGCGUUUCGUGUCGUGUCGUGUCGUGUCGUGGAAGCUGGGUUACGUGCUAAGCUUUGUGCCCCGCAAUGAUGUGCCACACAUCCCACUUUUGCCAAGAUCUGGAGCUAGUUGGUUGGUGGGUUGGAGUAGGUAGCUAAAGCUUCAUUGGUUCUCACGCUGGUUUGGAGGUUCGGAAAUCUGGAUACGUUUUUGUUCUGGAAAUGGGGACGGUAAGACACGGCGGCACUGCAAAUCCCGAGACACUCAUGCCCAUACCAUCCCGCCUCAUCUGGCUGCUAUUAGUACUCAAGGUACAAUGUCGCAGCCCCACUCACGCCCCAUCCCCCGCCAUGCCUCCCAGACUCCCGGCGUCCCAGACCAGCCAAACACGUCCGAUCACUCACUCCGCAGGCGUCGCAUCGCAUGGAUUAACCCCUUUCAAGUUUCCGCUCCAGCCUCAGCCUCAGCCCCACGCCCCAUCCUCCCUCGCCACCCACGCAGCUAAUAAUCAUCUGUUCCGUUCCGACCGAUCCAUCAAUCCAUCACCGCUACUUACUCUAGCCAGUUACCACGCCGGUCCGCCCGGCGCGGCUAGGAGUUCGUCCGGAACCGAAAGUGCAGGUUCGCAGGUUCGCAGGUUCGUGCUGGCGGCGGCGGCGGCGGGGAUUGGUUCACGAUCGCCGAUGUAUGAGGUUUUAUAUCAGCGACCCGGAACUUGACGAGGCCGUGGUUUCGCUCCUUUUUUUCUUCUUCGCUUGAACCUUGAUGGCCCGGCGAUAUACCUAUGGAAAUAGUAGUAUUGGCAAUUAAGGAAAGCCCGGCACUGGGCAGCGCGCGAGAUGUUUCCCCUCCGCUCCGCACCCCUCCCCUCCGCUCGAAAGAGGCCCACCCCUUGGGCCUUGGGCUUUCCGCUUUUCCCCUACCCAUGGUUGACGUUCGUUCCGGCGUAUGUAGAUCACCGUUGGAUAUGAUAUGUCGACAGGGAUGUGGCAUUGCAUGGCCGGGCGCCGUUGGCGGAUGCGAUGGCAACUAGCAAGUUGCAAGAGUUGGAGGCGCCGCCCGAAACCUUU
This is a messenger RNA of Tricharina praecox, 1099 nucleotides long. RefSeq lists its product as uncharacterized. NCBI's taxonomy places the organism in Eukaryota, Fungi, Ascomycota, Pezizomycetes, Pezizales, Pyronemataceae. The coding region runs from base 251 to 748 and encodes 165 amino acids. The record is from RefSeq and is a predicted model, not a curated record. The transcript has a single exon.